AUGUGUACGGCGUGGUUGCUGCCCGAGACACCGUUGACCGCAACCGCAACCUCGCUCUUUUGUAGGUCAAGGGCUAACUGCCAGGAACUAAAUGAACAUAACCCCUUUUUGUGCUUGACUGGUCCGUCUCGUGCAAUAUUGGCUGAUAACUCUGUUUCCUUUGAAGUUGAACUGAAGAUAAAGUAUGGAAGUAAGUCACAAGAUAUAGUAUUAUUCAGCUCUGUCGCUAGUUACCACUCCAGUUACCACGCAGCCUUGUUUCCAAGCGGUGUUUGUAGUGCAGAGUUAAGUUUAGGGAAACUUGCUAGAGCAGUCCAGGCCACAAUCCUUAGUGUUUGUGUUGUUGAAGGACCCUGGCCUUUUAAAUAUGGUGCCCGCAUUGCUUGUUCCCUGUCUGCUGCAGAGACUAAUGAUCCCUUAUCUAGGGAAGUUGUGUUGCUGGAUAUUCAUGGUGAAGAAAAAAUGCCAGACAAUGACCACUUUCAUCUGUCUAGGAAUGUUGUUUCAGUAGAAUUGCAAGGAACACUGAGAGUUGCCAUACAAGCCUACACACCAUCUUGUGCCAUUGCUCAACAGUCCCAUGUCGACUUCCCUGCCAAGUAUUGCCAAACAUCUAUAGGUGAAUGCCUUUUUGGCAACUCUAAAGUGAAGAUCAUUAUUGCUUGGUCCCUCCUGGUGAAAGAAAGGUUAGAUCUCAUGUUGGAUGGAUAUCUUGCCUAGCCGUAGAUGGUUAUGCUACUCUGAUCUGAAGUGUCAAGAAGAAUUUGUGAAGACCGGUUUAGGCUUUGUUACCUAAAUAUUUGUUUACCGGCUAUGACUUGUUUUGUCAAGCUUUAUUGUGGUCUUGUUAACAUGUUGAAGUAAUGUAUAUCUGCCAAUUAUGUGGAAUGUCCAAACUGCUUCCUCUUUAUCACCUUACAUUGUUAUUGUAUCUGAUUUUUUGAUUAUAAAUCGUUAUAUAUGUGAGCUUUCAUUUAC
Lolium rigidum is the source of this 978-nucleotide messenger RNA. RefSeq lists its product as uncharacterized. The transcript is spliced from 2 exons. The coding region runs from base 1 to 720 and encodes 239 amino acids. Lineage: Eukaryota; Viridiplantae; Streptophyta; Magnoliopsida; Poales; Poaceae. The record is from RefSeq and is a predicted model, not a curated record.